AUGACAGUCUCUUACACACUGGAGGUGGCUGACGUCAGGUUUGGUGGCUUCUCCAAGCUCCUGUUCAGGUGGAAGGGGAGCAUCUACAGGCUGCUCUACAAGGACUUCCUGGUGUUUUGUGGGGUGUAUCUGUUUUUCAGUGUGUUUUACAGGUUCCUCCUCUCGCCAAAGCAGCAGGACCUGUUUGAGCGUAUCGCCCUUUACUGUGAUCAGUUCACCAACACCAACUUUAUCCCAGUUUUGUUUGUCCUGGGUUUCUAUGUGAGCCUGGCCUUCAAUCGUUGGUGGGGUCAGUACACCAGCUUCCCGCUGCCUGACAACCUGAUGAUGGUGGUGUCCGGAAACGUCCACGGGGCCGACGAGAGGGGUCGUCUGCUGCGACGGACCCUCAUGAGAUACGCCAACUUAUCCUCAGUUCUUAUUCUCCGCUCCAUAAGCACAAGAGUUCACAAGCGUUUCCCCACUUUGGAGCACAUUGUGGAGGCUGGAUUUAUGACCACGCAUGAGCUGAAAAACUUUGAGUCGCUGCACUCUGAUUUCAACAAGUACUGGAUGCCUCUGACGUGGUUCUCAAACCUGGCAGCCAGAGCGAGAGAGGAGGGUCGAGUGAGGGACGACAUAGCUCUGAGGCUUCUGAUGGACGAGCUUAACAAGUACAGAGGCAAGUGCAGCCUCUUGUUCCACUAUGACUGGAUCAGCAUCCCUCUGGUCUACACUCAGGUAGUAACUAUUGCAGUUUACUCCUUUUUUGCCUUCUGUGUGAUUGGCCGACAAUUCCUGAACCCUGAGAAGGGAUACAAGGAUCACAAACUGGACAUGUACGUCCCUGUUUUCACCCUGCUGCAGUUCUUCUUCUACACUGGCUGGCUCAAGGUUGGGGAGUUGAUCAUCAAUCCAUUUGGCGAGGACGAUGAUGACUUUGAAACCAACCAGCUGAUCGACCGAAACAUUCAGGUCUCGAUGCUGGCUGUGGAUGACAUGUACCAGAACCUGGCUCCCAUUGUGAAGGACAAGCACUGGGCGCAGAGUAAUUUCUCUAUCCCUUACACUCUGUCGACAGCAGCAGAGACUCUCAAACCAGCUUUCAAAGGCUCCACCUUUGACAUGAGGAUGAGUGCAGAGGAUCUUGAGAUUCACCAGCCUGAAGAAGCUCCUGUACAGAAACAGUAUUUCCCUCUGAAGGGCUCUCUGGGUGAUGGUCUCAACAGUCUUCUGCAGAGGGGUAAAGGCAUCCUGCGUGGCGGGAGCCUCCCUUCUCUGAUGGACGUCUCAUCACACCCAAACGAGGAAGAGGAUGCUGAUGUUUCCCCUGAGGGUGACGUCAGUGCCGCCAACCACAAAGAACAAGAAAAGACAUUGAUUAAAAUUGCAGUGGAACAUAACUAGUGAAAAUAACCCGACUGUGAUGUAACCCCUUUAUCUGUAACCAAAAGUGAAAACUGUUAUUGUAUGAAAUAUUUUUUGAUUUAACGCAAGUGAAUUUAUUUGUGAAAUAAAAUAUAUUAUUAUGACA
Seriola aureovittata is the source of this 1513-nucleotide messenger RNA. It is a transcript of the gene best4, whose product is annotated as bestrophin 4. The record is from RefSeq and is a predicted model, not a curated record. The transcript is spliced from 9 exons. Lineage: Eukaryota; Metazoa; Chordata; Actinopteri; Carangiformes; Carangidae. Gene Ontology annotation, molecular function: chloride channel activity. The coding region runs from base 1 to 1386 and encodes 461 amino acids.